AUGGUCGCCAUCCAGUCCCUUGUCGUCUCCCUCCUCCUGGCCGCGUCGACCUGGAAAACCGAACUCUGCAACUUGUCUCCGCGCCUGCAGAAGAUCCUCUGCCCUCGCGAGAAUGCUACCACGGUCACCACGCCCAUCGGUGUCGCCCACGGCGCGGCUGAUACCGGCGCGACGCGGUUCGCAGUCAAGUACGCCGCUGCCCCCCGGUGGCUGCCACCAGUACCGGCCACGGCCUGGGAGCUCCCGAACAACUCCACCGAUGUUACCGCCCUCCCGGUCCCGUGCGCCCAGUUGGACGACAACCUGAACUCACUCGGCACUGAGGACUGGGGAGCAACGAUCCACGGUGGUUCUUUCACCUCCGGCUCGGCCACCGCCGCCGGACUCGAUGGCUCCAACCUCGCCGCUGCGACCAACUCCAUCGUCGCCGUCAUCCAGUAUCGUCUUGGUGCUCUCGGCUUCCUGGACCCCAGCGGUGGUCACAACUUCGGUGUUAUGGACGUCAUUGCCGCCAUGGGCUUCCUUCAGGCGGUUGUCCCCAGCUUUGGUGGGGACGGUUCGAUCACCAUCGCUGGCCAGAGUUCUGGCGCAAACAUGGUCCGCGCCCUCCUUGCGAUCCCCGCCGCAUCGUCGCUCUUCCAGUCUGCCAUCCUGCACUCUGACCCCAUGGACUACGGCUUCCUUUCGACCAGUGUGCAUGACCAGAUUCUGAGUACCUUCACCGGCGACGCCAGCUGUGAUGCUUCAGACGUCGCUUGCUUCAAGACCAUGUCCUUGGACGACAUCAUGUCCGCGCAGAGCAACUUCCAAAUCGCCGUCUGGAACAACAACAUCCCCGCCGCCGCCGGCCAGUUCGAGCCCAUCCGUCCCGUUCUCGACGGCGAGAUGAUCCCCAACCCGCUCGACCUCACUGCGUCCUUCCCGUCGCAAUCGAAGCCGAUCAUCGUCUCCACAGUUCGCAACGAGGCCGGCAGCACCAUCUACCAGAACUUCCUCGACCCGAUCAGCACCGCGACCUACGAGAGCGUGGUCUCGUUCACGUUUGACGAGCCUCGCACAUCCCGCAUCCUGGCCACCGCCGUCUACGCCGCGUCUCCCGAUGUGAACGGCGUCGACGUCGACCAGCGCCCGAUCCUUGAGGAGCUGGGCACGGACCAGAUCUGGCGCUGCGCCUCGUGGACCUUCGCGCGCAAUUGGGUCGGCGCAGGCGGCAAGGCGUUCGUCGGCGAGUACAAGGUCGGCGCGACGUACCCCGGCAACGAUGCCGUGCCGUUCUGCACCGCGGGCGGCUCCGUCUGCCACCAGGACGACAUCGAGAUCAUCUUCGGCACGGUCCCGAGCCCGACCACCGCCCAGACGGCGCUGACCAAGGAGAUGCAGGCGCGCUACGCCAACUUCAUGCGCACCGGCUCGCCCAACGCGGACGGCUUCGCCGCGUGGAGCGUCGCGGGCACGGACAACGUGAACGCGAUCAACCUCGGUGCCCCUGGCCUUGCCACCGUCGGCGCGUGCAACACCAGCUACUGGGGCAACUUCGUCCAGUACGACUACCAGGUCUUCGACCUCUGA
Epithele typhae is the source of this 1569-nucleotide messenger RNA. RefSeq names its product alpha/beta-hydrolase. The transcript has 7 exons. The record is from RefSeq and is a predicted model, not a curated record. Gene Ontology annotation, molecular function: aspartic-type endopeptidase activity. Bases 1 to 1569 code for a protein of 522 amino acids. Gene Ontology annotation, biological process: proteolysis. NCBI's taxonomy places the organism in Eukaryota, Fungi, Basidiomycota, Agaricomycetes, Polyporales, Epitheliaceae.